Messenger RNA from Durusdinium trenchii, 1915 nucleotides. The record is from the annotation of a GenBank genome assembly. NCBI's taxonomy places the organism in Eukaryota, Dinophyceae, Suessiales, Symbiodiniaceae.
AAGGACGCUCCGAACGGAACGGAACGGAACGGAACGAAGCGGAGUACGCCUCGCCAUGGAAUCGGAAUCUUCGACUUCGUCUUCGUCUUCGUCGUCUUCGUCUUCGUGGUUUCGGGAAUGGGUGACGGUUUCUCUUGGCCUUGCAAACACAUUGCUCUUCUCUGGGAUUUUGUGUGGCUGGGCAGCUUUGCAGUCUUUCCUGGAGGAUGAUCACAUCUAUGAUCAUUUGUGUAAUUCGGACUGUACAGAACGUGACAAUCGGAUGAUGUUUCUCUAUGGGACGGGCCAAAUGUUCUCAAUCUUCGCCUAUGCAUGCCUGAGCUUUCUGAUGGAUCGCACAGGACCCAUCUUUUUGUCUUUCUUUGGUGGGCUCUUUGAGACUGCAGGGCUCUUGAUGUUGGGACACCUGCAAGCACCAGUGCUGUCGCAGGGCGGCGAGGGCGUUGCCGGCGUGGACGAUGUCCUUUCUCAGUUGCCCUUUGAUCUCUUUGAUGUCGCGGGUGGUUCUCACUGGCAUCGGUGGAUCUGCCUUAAUGGUCCAUGCCCUGAAAUUAGCUUUCAUUGUCCCACCGGAGAGGUUUGCUUGGGUCAUGACGCUAGCCAAUUGCAUGGUGGAUGGAUCAUCUGUGAUGCCUGCAGCCCUUUAUCAGUUCUAUCGUAUAGGAGAGAGUUUCUCUCGUGCACGGAUCUUUUCGAUCUACGCAUGCUUAUGUUUCUGCCUCAAUGGCCUCAUCAUUUGGUGCUGGUGGGGCUCUCCAUCAGAGAGACUUUCCGCAAAGAAUGCGGAAGAGGCCCGUGAAAGAGAGAAGGAAGACGUGGAAGAGGCGAAGGAAGAGAGGAGCGAAAGGAACGAGGGAAGCAAGAAGAAGCUUCAAGAACAAGAUCGAAAAGAGAACACGGAAGACUCAGAGGAUUCAAGAAAUGCUUCAGAAGCCGGAGAACACGAGCGAAUAGAAGGAGGGGAACCACGAGAAGCUGAACUCGAAGAGCUCGGUGCUGAAAGCUCGUCUUCCAAGCCACGUGUAGCUUCCAAGCCACGUUUGCACGGGCAGAAGCUGACCUCUCAACUCCAAAGCUUUGAGUUUGCCUUUGCUUUUGUGCUCUUUAUCACCCAGGGCUUCUCGGCGACCAGCUACAUGGGCUUCAACAAGAACUUGUUGAAGGCUAAGGGUGAUCAGGACACAGCCUUCUUCUUCACAAGUUUUUCGCAAAUCUUCGUCUACCUCCUUCCCUCUUCCAUCCUUUUUGCCCCGCUUUUCAGCAUGUCACUUGCACACCGGGGUUUUGCUUUCAGCUUCACAGUGAUGCUCUUCCUGGGUCUUGUGUGGAGUGUUGCAACGCUACUGCCACUGAAGGCACAGCUUGUAGCCUUCAUUGCUUUCACCAAUUACCGUGCAAUUUUGUAUUCUGCUUAUUUCACAUUCUUAGCGCAUACAUUUGGAAAUCGAACAUUUGGCAGUGUGAAUGCCCACUUGUCUAUGCUGGCAGCGGCGUUGGCGUGGCUUAUUGGGCCAAGUACUUCAGCAUCUCAGCGAUGGUUUGGCAGUUUAGUUGGAAUGAGCGUUUUGAUUAUUUUGCUGUUCGUCCCUCCGAGUCUCAUGACUCUGCAAUUGGCUAGACAUCUCCGCAAAUAUCCAUCUGGAGAUGUAUGCAAUCUCGCGCGACCCGACCGAAAGGAGAACUUUCGGCCAGUUGUGCCUGAUGUAUGAAUUCCGGGCUUCACCUGAAAGCCAUGCAUCGAGGUGAAAAGAUGUCCGGCACUUGCGUCUCUUGUCCAACCAUUGCGUCUGAUGCAUGAAUGCUCUUGCAUUUCGCAGGCCAAGAACGCCCAUAGCCCCCAGCCAAGAUGGUGCUUGUUUCGUAGAGAUGACACCCAAAGCUUUUUGACCAUCCUUUGUCAAGCUUUGCACGAACA